UAAUAAUAAUACUGAAACCAGUAUGGAAGUUUUAGGGACGCUGCUUGUCAAAUUCCUCGGACUGAUGUCGUGUUUAUCGAGUCGAGGGCUUUCUGAAUGCACUCCUGUACCGACGCCCCGGAUGAGAGCACGGAGGUGGUGGAUUGGCUGAUGCGGUACGGCUAUCUCCCGCUCCCUGACUCCUCCACUGGUCAGUUGCAGACAUGGGAGGCGGUCACUGAAGCCAUCAGGAGCAUGCAAAGGUUCGCUGGCAUCGAGAUGACCGGAGUUAUGGACCGAGAGACCCUGGUGUUGAUGAACACACCUCGAUGUUCCUUACCCGAUAUCGCCGGGGACGGGGGUCUGAGCGCUCCGGAGGAGGGGACGAGGGGACCCCCAAACUCAGAGGAGGGAUUGCUCAGCCUCCAAAACACACAGAGAAGAAAUAGGAGCAGAAGGAGGAGGCGCGAUGCGGGACAGGGCUGGCCAAAGAGAAAUAUCUCCUGGAGGUGGGAGACUGUGCGCUCCCUCCUCUUCUAUUCUCUCCACUGGUGGCGGGGCCACCGGAACUGGUGGGAGGAAGAGGUCCCCGGAGAGUCUCCGCGACUGGUGUUCCACGAGGUAGGCGGAGCUGGGGAGGCGGAGCUGCAGGUGGACUUCCUGCGUGGUUCCCAUGGAGACGGCUUCGCGUUCGAUGGGCCGGGCGGGGCAGUGGCUCACGCCUUCUUCCCCUCAGAUCCUCAGAGAGCCGGAGCCGUGCACUUUGACCGGGAUGAGAGCUGGACCUUCAGAGCCCCAGAAUCCCACGGGAUGGACCUGUUUGCGGUGGCGGUCCACGAGUUUGGCCACGCCCUCGGGCUCUCUCAUUCGUCGUCGCGCCGGUCAAUCAUGCGGCCGUACUAUCAGGGUCCAGUGGGAGACCCUCUGCAGUACAGACUGAGCGCUGAGGACCAGAGGCACAUACUGCAGCUCUACGGUGCAAGAGAACACUACAGCGAAACACAGGGACCAGCCUCCACCGGUCAACCUGCAUUACCUGAGCAACCCAAAACAGCACCGACCGCCAGGAUUCCCAGCGGCGCGCCAGACCGCUGUACGACCAGCUUCGACGCUGUAGCCGUGAUCCGGGGAGAAACGUUCUUCUUCAAAGGACGUUAUUUUUGGAGGUUGACCCAUUCAGGACAUCUCUCCUCCUUCCAGCCAGCCCAGAUCCACCGGUUCUGGAGCGGGCUGCCGGCCGGACUGGACUCUAUCGACGCAGUCUACGAGCGAGCCAGCGACCACAAGAUCGUCUUCUUCAAGGGUUCCCAGUACUGGCUUUUCAGGGGUCUGGCUCCAGAAGAGGGGUCCCCUCGCCCCGUCUCUGAUUUCGGACUGCCCCCCGGGUCGGUGAUUGAGGGGGCUGUAUCCUCUCCGCUCGACAAGAAGACGUACCUCCUGCAGGGGGCACUGGUGUGGAGGUUCGAUGAGGAGAGCAGGGCGCUGGACCCGGGGUACCCCAUCGGGAGGCAGAGCUGGAGGGCAGCGCCAGAGGAAGGGGGCAUCGAUGACGUCAUGAGCGACCACGAGGGUUCAGUUUAUGUCUUCAAAGGUCUGCAAUACUGGAAAUUCCUGCCUGAUGAAUCCAACCCCCAGCCUGGCUACCCCCAUUCCACUGCAGCCGAUUGGCUAGACUGCCCUGACUCCUCCCCCUCCGCCUCAGACAGCAUCUCAGCAGCUCCCCCUAGAGUGAGACAGGAGUACCGCGAAGGCCCUGACAACGACAGAUGCUCUUGCCUGAAACAGGCAGCAGGGGGCGGUGUGACUCUCUCCCCACACCGGAGAAUGAUCUCUAUGCUCAUUGCAGCCUGGGCUAAACUAAUUCUCUGAACAGUUUUGAAAUAUAACCCAGUUUUUCCCCAGCCCUGGUCCUGAGGACCAACUGUGUUUUCAUUUCAAGUGAGCGCUCAAUUAAUCAAACCUUUAAUUGAACUAAUAAUCUGUUUAAUUAAACCAUUUUUAAUUGGUUCCCAGCGCCUAAAAAUCUGCCCAUUUUCAAGCUACUUAUAAAACUGUGGAGUUAACUUAAAAUCUCCAACUGUUUAAAAGCUGAAACUUUUUAAGCAAAUGAAUCUUUCAGUUAAGGGUUUAGUUCAGUAAUGGAGAGCUUGGUUGGAAUGAAAUACAGCAGACAGGCACGGGGGGGAACCCCAGGACCAGGAUCAGGGACCCCUGCUUUAAGAUGGUAUAAGGUGGAACACAGCUAUGGACACUCGCAGCUCUGGACAAAAGCUUUGCAUCAUCUCGAAUUUUAGGAUUGAUUUUUUUAUUUAAAAAAAACAAACAUAUUUUUACCUUUCAAAGAUAUUUUAUUGUUGUUAUUUUACUUCGAAGGAGCUUCAGGGUGGCAGUGAGCAUCCGAGCGUCAAAUAGAUGCUUUAGCUGAAUAUCUUAAAAAUCCCGUCAUUGUGGGUUUUUUUUUUUUUUUGAAACCCUGGUUCGUUUUUAAAUACCAAACGAAGCAAGAAUAAACGGCAAGGUGUGUAAUCGUUGUGUUCUUUCAAUAAAAGUAUUUUUUUUAACAAAAAAAA
Polyodon spathula (Mississippi paddlefish) is the source of this 2549-nucleotide messenger RNA. RefSeq names its product matrix metalloproteinase-17-like. Gene Ontology annotation, cellular component: extracellular matrix. The transcript has 10 exons. Lineage: Eukaryota; Metazoa; Chordata; Actinopteri; Acipenseriformes; Polyodontidae. Gene Ontology annotation, molecular function: zinc ion binding; metalloendopeptidase activity. The coding region runs from base 97 to 1848 and encodes 583 amino acids. Gene Ontology annotation, biological process: proteolysis; extracellular matrix organization; collagen catabolic process. The record is from RefSeq and is a predicted model, not a curated record.